Culex pipiens pallens (northern house mosquito) is the source of this 2564-nucleotide messenger RNA. RefSeq names its product histone-lysine N-methyltransferase E(z)-like. NCBI's taxonomy places the organism in Eukaryota, Metazoa, Arthropoda, Insecta, Diptera, Culicidae. Gene Ontology annotation, biological process: chromatin remodeling. The transcript has 7 exons. Gene Ontology annotation, molecular function: histone H3K27 methyltransferase activity; protein binding. The coding region runs from base 143 to 2458 and encodes 771 amino acids. The record is from RefSeq and is a predicted model, not a curated record.
GAGGGUGCACUCAACUCCAGACUUCAGAACAAAGCAGAAGACUGCAAAUUUUCCGCCUUUUUCGCGUCCGCCGGGGCGCUGCAUUUUAUUUUGAACCUGGGGAAGUUAAUUUUAUAUCCUGGAAAACAGUGGUUCGUCAAAAAUGAUGUCCAAAACGAAGCUGACGCUGGACUGGAAGAAGCGCGUCAAGUCCGAGUACAUGAAGAUUCGCGCCAGCAAGCGUCACAAGCGCGCGGACGAGGUGAAGGCGGCCUGGAACGGAAACCGUCAAAAGUUGCUGAAUUUGCUGGUGAAGGAGAAUGACUCGUGGCUGACGACGAACGCCACCUGGAUCCAGAACGACACGGAACUGCCCCACGUCGAGUGUAUGAAGAAGGCGGAAGUGGUGAACCAUGAGGGCGCCCACCAGACGAUUCCAAUCCGGGUGAUUCCGGCGGUGACACCGAUUCCGACGAUGUACACGUGGGCGCCGACCCAGCAGAACUUUAUGGUCGAAGAUGAAACCGUACUGCACAAUAUUCCUUACAUGGGAGACGAGGUGCUGGACCAGGACGGGUCGUUCAUCGAGGAGUUGAUUAAGAAUUACGACGGGAAGGUGCACGGGGACAAGGAGGGCAGUUUCAUUGACGAUUCCAUCUUUGUGGAGUUGUGCCACGCGUUGAUGCAGUACACCGGAAGGGACGUGGACUCGAACAGCAACGAUAGCUCAAAGUCGGGCAAGGCUGCUGCGGUGAAGCCGACGGCGGAUGAAGCUGCCGGACCACAGCCAUCAACGAGUGGCACGAAGGUGCCGCCGGCCAAAGCCAAACCAGACAAAGACGAAGGUACCGUCGACAUUGCCGCGAAGGACGAUUCACUGCCUAAAUUCAAGCUGGAACCUUUUGUAGUACUCAAGAAGGAAGUUAUCGACGAGAAGCCGUUUCCCUCGCCGAUAAUCUUCCAGGCCAUCAGCUCGCAGUUCCCGGACCUGGGCACGCCGGAGGAACUGCGCGAGCGGUACAUCGAGCUGACGGAGCGCGUCGACCCGGAGCGGCCCCCGGAGUGCACGCCCAACAUCGACGGGCCGCGCGCCGAGUCGGUUUCGCGCGAGCAAACGCUCCACUCGUACCACACGCUGUUCUGCCGGCGUUGCUUCAAAUACGAUUGCUUCUUGCACCGAAGUCCUGCUGGCGAGCAGCCGAAUCGUCUCCAGGCGUGCCAUCCGGGACCGAACCUGCAGAAGCGCCGCUGGCCCGAGUUGAAGCAGACGACCAAACCGUGCAGCGCGACCUGCUACAUGCUGUUGGACGGCAUGAAGGAGCGGCUGGCCGUGGACAACAAGAACAAAACGCCGAUGGAUUCGGGCAACGAGGCCAGCUCGGAGGACAGCAACGACAGCAGCCGGUACAGCAAGGAGGCCCCCGUUAUUCCGGGAACCGUCGCGGUCGCUUCCAACGGUGGCACCACCGCCCGCCUGAGCACUUCGGUCAACAACUCGGCCACGCUGCUGAACCUGCUGGACGCGGCCGACGAGGAGUGGAACGGGUCGGACAAGUCGUUCUUCCGCUCGCUGCAGACGAUCUACCUGAACAACUACUGCGCCAUUGCGGAGGCGAUGCUGAUGAAGACGUGCCAGCAGGUGUACCAGUUUGCGCAGAAGGAGGCCGCGGACAUUCCGCUGAUCGAGACGAACAAGGACAACACGCCGCCCCGUAAGAAGAAGAAGAAGCACCGGCUGUGGUCGAUGCACUGCCGCAAGAUUCAGCUGAAGAAGGACUCGAGCUCGAACCACGUGUACAACUUUACGCCGUGCGACCAUCCGGGCCCGUGUGACGCGAGCUGUCCGUGCAUUCGGGCGCAAAACUUUUGCGAAAAGUUCUGCAACUGCAGCAGCGACUGCCAGAACCGGUUCCCGGGCUGCCGGUGCAAGGCGCAGUGCAACACGAAGCAGUGCCCGUGCUAUCUGGCGGUGCGCGAGUGCGACCCGGACCUGUGCCAGACGUGCGGCGCGGAACACUACGAAAUCUCGAAAAUCACCUGCAAGAACGUCAGCGUGCAGCGGGCGUUGCACAAGCACCUGCUGAUGGCGCCGUCGGACGUGGCUGGGUGGGGAAUCUUCCUGAAGGAGAGCGCCCAGAAGAACGAGUUCAUCUCGGAGUAUUGCGGUGAGAUCAUCUCGCAGGACGAGGCCGAUCGCCGCGGCAAGGUGUACGACAAGUACAUGUGCAGUUUCCUGUUCAACUUGAACAACGACUUUGUCGUGGACGCGACCCGCAAGGGCAACAAGAUCCGCUUCGCCAACCACUCGAUCAACCCGAACUGCUACGCGAAGGUGAUGAUGGUUAACGGUGAUCACCGCAUUGGAAUCUUUGCCAAACGCGCCAUUCAGCCGGGGGAGGAGCUGUUCUUCGACUACAGAUAUGGACCGACCGAGCAGCUCAAGUUUGUCGGCAUCGAGCGGGAAAUGGAGUUUCUCUAAAGUUUAAGUGACAAUUGAUGUUUUUAAAAAUUAGAUUUAUGAUAAAUAUUUUUAAGUUUUCAAAAAAUUACAUUGAAUAAAAGUAUAACCUUCUCACACACUCUUA